UCUGUGUGAUUUAGUCGCUAUGAUUGAUGCUGCCGUUUAUAGCCUACCACAUCCCUGUUGAACCGCAGGCUACAUCGCACGGCUGUCAUGGUUAUUUAAGCGGAUAUCUCCAGAAAGAUUUCCCUCCUCUAAUUCAGUUCACACACACACACACGAGCCUCCAGCGCACAGGGGCUCGCGAGCAGCUGUGAGACGCUGCCUCCCGGUCGUACGGCGGCAGGGGGAUGGCACUGCGUUGGACGGUCUCUCUGUAUUUGUCCUCAGCGGUCUAUUAAGCUUUUAAUUAGCUGAUAACAUACGGUUGACAUUUACGACGGACUGGUGUGGGGGCGACGACAAACGCACCGCUCCGAUUAUGGAAAAGGAGUUCAGGUUUGCAGACCUCUGAUCGUAUUGGCUCCACGGCCAGCCAGGUGGCCAAUCAGGCGACAGCAAGGCUCACUGAUCACGGAGACCAACAGUGAGACUGGGAGACCCUCUUACCGCACCCGCACUGCUUCACCCAUCCCACUCCAUCGUCACCGCCAUGUCUAUACCCAGCGGCAGCCCAGAAAGAGAGGGAUCUGGUGGGGCUCUCCCUCAGCUAGAGUGCCCCUCCUCCCCAACCGGCAUGGACCCAGACCCCCCGUCGACAGGCAGCCCAGUGCUCAGCCCAGACUCAUCUUCCCAUGAUGCAGUGCUGUCAGCACCAGCAGCCUCUCCAGCAGACUCAGAGAACCUGAGUCCUGAUGAACUGGAGCUGCUGGCUAAACUGGAGGAGCAGAACAGGUUGCUGGAGGCCGAUUCCAAGUCCAUGCGGUCGAUGAGCGGCUCACGGCGCAACAGUGGCUCCUCACUGGUGUCCAGCUCCUCGGCCUCCUCCAACCUGUCACACCUGGAGGAGGACACCUGGAUCCUGUGGGGCCGCAUCGUCAACGAGUGGGAAGAGUGGAGACGCAAGAAGGACAAACUCCUGAAGGAGUUGAUCAGGAAGGGCAUCCCUCAUCAUUUCCGGGCCAUUGUCUGGCAGCUGCUUGGCAAUGCCACUGACAUGCCAGUGAAGAACCAGUACUCUGAGCUGCUGAAGAUGUCCUCCCCCUGCGAGAAACUCAUCCGCAGAGACAUUGCCCGCACCUACCCCGAGCACGAGUUCUUCAAAGGCCAGGACAGCCUGGGGCAGGAAGUCCUCUUCAAUGUCAUGAAGGCAUACUCCCUGGUGGACCGAGAGGUGGGCUACUGCCAAGGCAGUGCAUUCAUAGUUGGCUUGCUGCUUAUGCAGAUGCCAGAGGAGGAGGCAUUUUGUGUUUUCGUGCGUCUGAUGCAGGAAUACCGUCUGAGGGAGCUGUUCAAGCCCAGCAUGGCUGAGCUGGGCCUCUGCAUCUACCAGUUUGAAUAUCUGCUACAGGAGCAACUUCCGGAGCUGAACGUCCAUUUCCGGUCCCAGAGUUUCCACACAUCCAUGUACGCCUCAUCCUGGUUCCUCACCCUUUUCCUCACCUUCCUCCCUCUGCCUGUCGCCACUCGCAUCUUUGAUAUUUUCAUGUAUGAGGGUCUAGAGAUUAUCUUCCGUGUGGGCCUGGCCAUCCUGCAGUACAACCAGACUGACCUCAUUCAGCUGGACAUGGAGGGCAUGUCGCAGCAUUUCCAGAAGGUGAUCCCCCACCAGUUUGACAGCUGCCCAGACAAGCUGAUCCUCAGGGCCUACCAGGUCAAAUACAACCCCAAGAGGAUGAAGAAACUUGAGAAAGAAUACACCACGAUCAAGAACAAAGAAAUGGAGGAGCAAAUUGAGAUUAAGAGAUUACGCACAGAAAACAGGCUGCUGAAGCAGAGGAUUGAGACACUGGAGAAGGAGAGUGCUGCUCUGGCAGACAGACUGAUACAGGGUCAGGUGACGAGGGCACAGGAAGCAGAGGAGAACUACGUGAUCAAGCGGGAGCUGGCGGUGGUGAGGCAGCAGUGCAACACAGCCAGCGAGAGCCUCGAGAAAGCGCAGGACACCAUCAGAGAGCUGCAGCAACAGAGGUACACAGAGCAGUUUGUGAGCAAUCUGCAGACCCAGCUGGAGCAGUCCAGACUGCGAGAGGCUGAACUGCUCGGAGCGCUGAAGGAGAUGCAAGACAAGGUUCUGGACCUGGAGAAGAGGAGCAGUUGCCUGCCUGAUGAGAACAACAUGGCGGCUCUGCAGGAGGAGGUGAAGCAGAUGAAGCUGAGGGAGCUGGAGACGCUGCGCUCCUUCAGAGAGAUGCAGGACACAGUCACUGAGCUCAACCAGCGCUGGCAGCAUCAUAUGUCCCGUGGCAGCAGCACUGGUGGUGGGGGUGGCCACUGGAAGGAGUCCCCGAAGAAGAACGCCAUGAACGAGCUGCAGGACAAACUGAUGACGGUCAGACUGAGGGAGGCCCAGGCCCAGGCUGAGCUCCGGGAGGUCAAACUAAAAGCCCUGCAGCUGGAGAGCCAGAACCAGAUCCACAGCAAGCUGAUUGGUCGCCACGAGCAGGAACGUUCCGCCCUGCAGGACCGGCUCCAGAUGUUGGCCAAUCAGAACAAAGCUCUCCAGGCCCAACUCAAUGAGAUGAAAAGGAAGCAGGCCGAGUUCGACUGCAAGAGUAAAGAGGAGGUGAUGGCUGUGCGACUGAGGGAAGCAGACAGUAUGGCUGCCGUGGCUGAACUCAGGCAGAAGAUUGCUGAACUCGAGAUACAGAAGGAGGAAGGGCUGAUCCAGGGCCAGCUGAACCACUCAGACUCCAGACAGUACAUCACCCAGCUCCGGGACCAGAUCGCUGAGCUCAAGAAUGAGAUCAGGCAGUUGCGAGGGCAGAAGGCAGCCCCCAGCUCCAGGGUCAACAGUGGAGGCGUAAGUACCAACUACCAGGACCUCUGCCUGGCCAGCCCCGCCUCCGCUGAGGGAGACUACCUGAGCUCAGACGAGGACCUUCUCCCCAGCCCGCUGCCUCCCAAUGCCCUCUACCCUCCCCUGUCCGGUCCGUGUCACCCAUCUGCUCGCCUAGAUAGCGAGGGCAGCACAGACAGCGAGGCGGAGGAGCGCAUGCGGACACACCCGGACCCACAGCAGCUGUACGGCAGCAUGGUGUGCGCAGAGGGUCUGGAUAACUGAGGCCUGGAGGGGGUGUGAAGAGUCCAUUGGAUUUCUUUGACCUAAAGAGACGCUGGAGCUCUACAGGACAGGACUGCUACUGUAAACUGGGACUGCAUUAUCCAAUCCAGUCCUCCUCCUCGGCUUUUCCAGUGUUUACCUUUUACUUGAUGCAGCCAUAAUGGCAUUGAUCGGAACUCUUUUGGUCAUCACUAUGUGUAGUCUCCGCCCCUGUUAAUGCCUCCACCGCCUUGUUCCCGACACUGUCCAUUCCCUGUCAAAGAGGAAAUAUAAAGCCUCUCUCCUUGUUCCCACGUGUAACUGCGCCAGAAACUGUCCGUCAAAAUACAUAUCCAUCCAAACACAAACAUAUGACACACAAACAAACUGAGUCUGGACCAUAAAGGCUGUUGCUGCUCGCUGCUUGAGAUCAACCAUGGGACCUGAAUCCGUGACCGUGACGAGGAGUGAAACAUGGGUAGACAGAUAAGAACACCUCCCUCUCCCUGUAAACUGAAGAAUAGACACUUGACAUACAGUAUGCUCUGUCUACCCUUAUAUAACUCUCCUCCCUGAUUGGUUCAGAGUUAAAUACAUCUUUAUCCUCUCUUUUCCCUUUUUAUGGCUUUCUUUAAGAAGACACACAUCCAUCGUCACUGCCUUCAGAAACAAACUUCUAUCAGCCAUCCAUUCACAAAAAAAAAAAAAACUCAAAAUGAUGAGUAGGAGAAGGAAAGGUACAGUGUAGGAACAUGUACACAUCAAACUAUUUGUUUAUCACAAGGUGGCAUUCAUGAGUGAUUCAUGAACACUUUAACAUACUAAAUAUGUGUGUUGUCUGUGUCUGUGGUUUGCAGAUAACAAUUCAACAGCUCAUGUCAAAACAUAUUCAUCAUAACCCACAAAAAAUGAAGGAAGAUACUCAAUGUUGCCAAAUGUUUUGUUUUUAACUUAUUUAUAUGUUGUAAUUUAUUUUGAUAUUUUUUUUAUUUUUUAUAUAUCUAUAUGAAACUAUAGGAGCGUAGAGAUACUGACAGAGGCCAAACUUUCUACAGCGUCCUUUGUGCCAACAAGUCGUCUGUUACAGGUUUACUGUGACACUUGAGUGUUUCAGAGACGGAAAAUGUGCUGCUAUGAUUUUGAAUUUUACUUCUUCCAUUUUGUUCUUUCUGUUGUUUUUUCUUUUAAUCUUUGUGAACAGUUUAAACGUGAUUUUCCUCCCUGGAGCUCUUCAAAAUGUAUUUAUGAUGGGAACCAUGUGGGGUCCUUCAAAACCAAACACUAUCAUUGUCUAUGUGUGAGUUAAAGUUUGACAUUUUGGGAACUAUAUUUACUGUAUAUUGCUGUCUGCCUGAGAGUUAAAUGAGUAGCUGGGCUAUUUCUUUUAUACUGGUGACUUCCUGCACACAGUCAAGAAAAAGGCCAGCACAUCACCUGCCCACCCCACAUUAGACCCCAACUUGUUUUUACACUUAAAUUUUUUUUUUUGAUUUUUUUUUUUUGAUUAACUGUGGCCACAAGUAAUAUAGUGGUAGAUGCUAAAACGUAGCGUAACACUGGCACAAGUAAAGAAAAAUGUCUCAGUAAUGUCAGUUACAUAACAACAUCUAGCUAACAUUAUCCAACAUAAGCUACUGGUCAAACCAGACCAAGUGAGGCCGUAACAGCUAGUUAAACCCCAGAGAGUAAUAAAUAGAGCAAGGGUGCUUUUUAUUGCUUAUUAAUUUAGCCUUAGAGGUGCUGGUAGGCAGAUUUUUUUAACCUUCGGACAGAGCAGUUUCCAGUCUUUAUGCUAAGGUAAGCUAAGCUAACCAUCUCCCUGCUGUAGCUCCACAAGUAACAGACACACAUGAGAGUGGUAUCAACCCUUUCAUCUAAGUGAAUAAUCUUAUUUCCCAAAAUGUCAGACUGUUCCUUUUAAUUGUCAGUGUCCCAUACAAGCAAAAGGAAAAAUCCAGGUAACAGUGCUGAUCUGGAGUCGCCCAGUUCAUGUGCACAUAUCACUUUCUGACAACUAAAACUGCAGCAUGUGGGCCAAUGAAAGUGGUGGGAGCACUUCAUAUCGUAAGGACGCUGACAAAAAGGCUGUCAUCAUGACUGGAGAGCGUGUGGGUGGAAAAUAUUUUACAUAUCAAACAUUAAUAUAUUCUGUGUAGAAAAAGGGUGUAAAAUGUAUGGAGAGUAUGAAAUAUACAGAGUGACAGGAACAAACUUAUAUAGAUAAGAUUUAAAGCUGUAUCACUGUCAGUCAAAAUGCACUGAAGAUGGUGAGAAGAAGAGUGUGUGUAUUUAUCAGACAGGGUGUCAUAUGUAGAGCAAUGAUCUCUGCUUUUUGCACUACAGAGAGAGAAACUCUCUGCUCAUGACAUUAAGCAGUGAGAGAUGGUGUGGAUUAAUGGAUUCAUUGUGGGAUCAUUCCUUAUUAUAUUCAGCUCUUCGGAGGGACCUUGAUGCGAUCUAAGUACUUCACUCCAAGAUUAACAUCUUGACUUUCUAUAGUGCUAUAGUCUAUAGUAUCAUUAUUCCUCGGACUGAUGUUGGAAGUUUCUGUAAAUGCUCUAAAGGCCAACCUCACAAUUCUGGCAUUGUUUUUGCAAUGGAAAUGAAAGAAUGGUAAAGCAGAGCAUUAUUUUCAUUGUGUCAGAAAUAAGGAAAUUGGAUCUUCCAAUAAAUGGCCAUCCAAAAACUAAAGAGGAUGUUGGUUUGCCCGCCAGACUGUUGCAAAUAACAGCUUUUUAGUGGUCAUUGGUGGGUGUAGCAACUGAAAUCUUAACACUGGAAUCAGUGUUUUGAUAUCAUCAGACCAUAUCAGUGUCGUACAAACGGUUUCAAUUCAGUUCCUUCUGGUUCUUAGUAUAUACAGAAUGUAGACUGGCGUCAGCUCUGUUCAGCAUGAGAUUUAAGCCCUUAAAUCCAUUUACUCCAUAACUGGCUGAACUGGUCACUUAAAGUUACAAUCCUUCAGACUUUAUUAUAUCAAACCCAAUUUUUCACCACAGUCAACCACAGCCAGGUUUCCAUCCAAAUGUGGCAAAUUUUAACCAAAUUCCUAUAAAAUCAUCAAAAGAGAACACAAAUGAAUUAUUAUUAUUAUUUCAAAUAAAACUGAAAACAAUGUAGAAAAUAUAAUGGAAAUAAGGAAUUUACAUUUGUUUCAUGUUUUAAUAUGAGGAACGUUACAGUGUCCUCAUAUUUUUGACUUUCACUGUUCUGCCAUAGCUGAAUGGCACCUUACUGGAGAGUAACGGCACUAAAUUGCUGCUCUUCUGAUUAUUUCUAUGGAAAUUCUGUUCAAAUUUCUUCCACAUUUGGAUUGAAACCUGGCAGUUGUUGACUGUUUUCUUUACUCUUCUCGGUUAAAAUAUGGAGAUGAUAAAUCAUCUCAUCAUGUGUUUGGCUGCACUGUAAACAUAUGCACAAAUUGCUCCUCUUCUCUUGCAUUUCUGACAGGUUAACCCUUCAAAGCAUAUUUCAAAUUUAACUCUGGGCCCUGCGUUACCAUCAGUAACUACAGGUUUUGCCAAAUCUACUAUGACUAAAAUCUAGAGGAAUAUAAUUUAAAUAUUUUAUUUUGGAUUUCAGUCAGAAACUACAUAAACUGUUUGUAGGACUGAGUUUCCUUUCUGAAAAAUUGAAACUAAUCUGGACCCAGAUCAUUUCUUAGUGUCCUUAAACACAUAAACACAUUUGCACACUGCUGUUCAGUGAUGGUGCUCUGUUCUCACCACUGUCUAAAUACCACUCUAUCUACUGUGAUGAAACAUUUUGAUAUGUUUGUAAAUUACUUUUGAAUAUGGUACUAGCUGUCAUCCUUAAUAUUAUUUUUAUAAUUACCAUCAGUAUUUCAUUUUCUCCUGCUAACAGCAUUACAUGAGAUGAUAAUGAUUAAACAUCAUAAUGUGCCAUAAAAGUAGGUAGAUUUACAAACUAUGCUCAAUGACUUCAUGUGUGUUUAACAAGGGUUUCAUCAACAAGUCAGCCACUACAGCCCUUCAUUAAACAGCCAUGUAAUAUAAAGUUGAUUUUGCGUGGAUUGUAAAACGAUCACACUGUGUUGCUCCAGAUGUAUCGUGUUGAACCUGGAACUCCCACCACACGUUUUCCCUGAUUUAAAGCGGGAAAUGCAACAACACAGUGCUAAAUGAUGAGAGUUUCUCCUUACAGACAGUCCUGAUCCUGGUUAGUCUGGUGUAGGAUUUCUCAGAUUUAUGUGCUGUAUGUGACAGCUGUUUGAUAUCCACAGCAUCAUACCCAAGAACCUUGUCCACCCUCUCUCUUUCUCUCUUGCAGUUCAACUGAUGUUGUUGUCAAAUAUAUUAAAUGACAGUAAAGAUUAUAUAAAUUCCAGUAUGAUGGGGAAAAAAUACAUUUCAGUGUUCUGUAUCCUAUGAAUGAUACAAAAUAAACUUUGACAUUGCA
Seriola aureovittata is the source of this 7495-nucleotide messenger RNA. RefSeq names its product ecotropic viral integration site 5 like (gene evi5l). Lineage: Eukaryota; Metazoa; Chordata; Actinopteri; Carangiformes; Carangidae. The transcript is spliced from 20 exons. The coding region runs from base 527 to 3097 and encodes 856 amino acids. The record is from RefSeq and is a predicted model, not a curated record.